Messenger RNA from Cygnus atratus (black swan), 4751 nucleotides. RefSeq names its product glutamate ionotropic receptor NMDA type subunit 2A (gene GRIN2A). Gene Ontology annotation, molecular function: transmitter-gated monoatomic ion channel activity involved in regulation of postsynaptic membrane potential; NMDA glutamate receptor activity. Gene Ontology annotation, cellular component: plasma membrane; NMDA selective glutamate receptor complex; postsynaptic membrane. Gene Ontology annotation, biological process: synaptic transmission, glutamatergic; long-term synaptic potentiation; monoatomic ion transport. Lineage: Eukaryota; Metazoa; Chordata; Aves; Anseriformes; Anatidae. The record is from RefSeq and is a predicted model, not a curated record.
AUACAAUGUGAUCAGUUUUACAGGGGAUAAAGCUGGCAAAGAUGAGGAAAAUUGGCUGUGCUCUCCUGGUACUCCAAGCUCUUCUGGCGCCCCUGGAUCUUGUUCAUGGAGCAGAGAAGAGUUAUCCCAUCCUGAACAUUGCAGUGAUUCUGGGAAGGACCAAGUAUAUCACAGAGAGAGAUAUCAGAGGUCUCUGGACCAGGGAAAUGUCAGCAGACCUGACUGUUGAUGUCAAUGUAGUGACCCUUCUGGUGAACCAGACUGACCCUAAAAGCAUCAUAACACAUGUUUGCGACUUGAUGUCCGGCACCAAGAUCCAUGGAGUAGUUUUUGGAGAUGAUACUGAUCAGGAGGCGGUAGCUCAGAUUUUGGAUUUUAUUUCGUCACAGACUUCUAUUCCAAUUCUUGGAAUUCACGGUGGGGCCUCCAUGAUAAUGGCAGAUAAGGAUGUGAUGUCAACGUUCUUCCAGUUUGGGGCUUCUAUCCAGCAGGAAGCCAUUGUCAUGCUGAAGAUCAUGCAGGAUUAUGACUGGCACGUGUUUUCUCUGGUGACCACCACCUUCCCUGGAUAUCGAGACUUCAUCAAUGUCAUUAAGACCACAGUGGAAAAUAGUUUUGUGGGCUGGGACAUGCAGAAUAUCAUCGUACUUGAUACUGCCUUUGGAGAUGCCAAGACACAAAUUCAGCUGAAGAAAAUUCAUUCAUCUGUCAUCCUGCUGUAUUGCUCCAAAGAUGAAGCUGUCUACAUACUGGAUGAGGCUCGCUCCCUGGGCCUUACUGGCUAUGAUUUCUUUUGGAUAGUUCCCAGCCUGGUUAGUGGUAACACAGAAAUCACCCCCAAGGAGUUUCCUUCAGGACUCAUUUCAGCAUCUUAUGAUGAGUGGGACUACAGCUUAGAAGCUCGGGUGCGGGAUGGCCUUGGGAUUAUUGCCACUGCUGCAUCAGCCAUGCUGGAAAAAUAUUCCUUCAUUCCUGAAGCAAAAACUAGCUGUUAUGGUCAACUGGAGAAAAAUGACCGGCCAUCUCACACCUUGCACAAGUUUAUGAUGAAUGUGACUUGGGAAGGUAAAGAUUUGUCCUUCACAGCCGAUGGUUAUCAGGCACAUCCCAGGCUGGUGGUGAUUGUACUGAACAAAGAUCGCGAAUGGGAGAAGGUGGGGAAAUGGGAGAACAACUCACUCAGCCUGAAGUACUCUGUCUGGCCAAGGUACAGCUCUUUUGCAGACAGUGAACCGGAUGAUAACCAUUUGAGUAUUGUCACCUUGGAGGAGGCUCCCUUUGUCAUUGUUGAGGAUGUGGAUCCUUUGAUGGAAAGUUGCCAAAAAAACACUGUGCCAUGUCGUAAAUUUGUCAAAAUUAACAACUCAACUAAUGAGGGAACUAAUGUAAAGAAGUGCUGCAAAGGAUUCUGCAUUGAUAUCUUGAAGAAAUUGUCUAAAACUGUCAAGUUCACGUAUGAUCUGUAUUUGGUGACUAAUGGGAAACAUGGCAAAAAAGUCAAUAAUGUGUGGAAUGGAAUGAUUGGUGAAGUGGUAUAUCAUCGUGCAGUUAUGGCUGUGGGGUCUCUCACUAUUAAUGAAGAACGCUCUGAAGUGGUUGACUUUUCAGUGCCAUUUGUUGAGACUGGGAUUAGUGUCAUGGUGUCACGGAGCAAUGGCACAGUUUCACCAUCUGCUUUUCUAGAGCCUUUUAGUGCUUCCGUCUGGGUGAUGAUGUUUGUGAUGCUUCUCAUUGUGUCCGCCAUGGCUGUCUUUAUAUUUGAGUACUUUAGUCCUGUAGGAUAUAACAGGAACUUAGCACAAGGGAAAGAUCCCCAUGGACCAUCCUUCACCAUUGGCAAGGCAGUGUGGUUACUCUGGGGCUUGGUAUUCAACAACUCUGUGCCAGUGCAAAACCCCAAAGGGACGACCAGUAAAAUCAUGGUGUCAGUUUGGGCCUUCUUUGCUGUCAUUUUCCUGGCUAGUUAUACUGCCAACUUAGCUGCAUUUAUGAUUCAAGAGGAAUUUGUUGACCAAGUGACUGGACUGAGUGAUAAAAAGUUUCAAAGGCCACAUGAUUAUUCACCUCCUUUUCGAUUUGGAACAGUCCCAAAUGGAAGCACAGAGAGGAAUAUCAGAAACAACUACCCUGAUAUGCACCUUUACAUGACAAAGUAUAAUCAGAAAGGAGUUGAAGAUGCCUUGGUCAGCUUGAAAACUGGGAAGCUGGAUGCUUUCAUCUAUGAUGCAGCAGUGCUAAAUUACAAGGCUGGAAGAGAUGAAGGCUGCAAACUUGUCACAAUAGGCAGUGGAUACAUCUUUGCCACUACGGGCUACGGAAUAGCACUUCAGAAAGGAUCACCUUGGAAGAGACAAAUUGAUCUAGCCCUCCUUCAAUUUGUUGGUGAUGGGGAAAUGGAAGAGUUAGAAACCCUUUGGCUGACUGGCAUUUGCCACAAUGAGAAGAACGAAGUCAUGAGCAGCCAGCUGGAUAUUGACAACAUGGCAGGAGUGUUUUACAUGCUUGCAGCAGCCAUGGCACUCAGUUUAAUAACCUUUAUCUGGGAACACUUAUUUUACUGGAAACUUAGAUUCUGCUUCACUGGAAUCUGCUCAGAUAGACCGGGAUUGUUGUUCUCAAUCAGCAGGGGUAUUUACAGCUGCAUUCAUGGAGUACAUAUUGGAAAAAAGAAGUCUCCUGACUUUACUUUGACCAAUUCCCAAUCCAACAUGUUAAAACUACUACGAACAGCAAAAAAUAUGACCAAUAUCAAUCCUUCAAGAAUUAACUCCCCCAAAAGAACAGCUGAUUUUAUUCAGAGGGGUUCCUUGAUUAUGGACAUGGUCGUGGAUAAGGGAAACUUGGUAUUUUCUGAUAACAGAUCCUUUCAGACAAAGGACAACUUUUUUGGUGAAAAUGUGAGUGAACUGCAGACACUUCCAGGCAAUCGGCACAAGGACAAUCUUAACAACUAUGUUUUCCAAGGUCAGCAUCCUCUCACGUUGAAUGAGUCCAAUCCAAAUACAGUAGAGGUAGCAGUAACAGCAGAAGCAAAAGUGAACUCCAGACCCAGGCAGCUUUGGAGGAAAUCUGUUGAAUCUUUACGUCAAGAAUCUGUACGUCAGAGCCAAGGUUCCCAGAGGGAAAACGGGUCAGAUGAAAACAGGCAACUUUCAGUGAAAAGCCAAAGAUACCUUCCCGAAGAGAUUGUCCAUUCAGAUGUAUCGGAGACAUCAAGCCGAGCUACUUGCCAUAUGGAACCAGAAAAUAACAACAAGCACCACAAAACCAAGGACAAUUUUAAAAAAAGAACAGUAGCAUCAAAAUACCCAAAAGAUUGUAGUGAAGUGGAACUAACAUAUCUGAAAACCAAGCAGAGCUCUCCACGGGAUAAAAUCUACACAAUUGAUGCUGACAACGAGCCAGGAUUCCACUUGGACACACCUCAGUACAUCGAAAACAUUGUCCUUCCAGAAACUAUAGAACUUCCUGAUGUUUAUCAAGAUCACAAUGACAACUACAGGAAAGCAGAGCAUGCUAACAGGACUCCACUACAUAAUGAAGACAGUCUUCCAAAUAAUGACCAGUAUAAACUUUAUGCAAAGCAUUACAGUUUAAAAGAUAAAAAUGCUUCCCUAGUUGACAUGAAUGAUAGAUACAGACAGAAUUCCACCCACUGUAGGAGCUGUCUUUCUAAUUUGCCCACUUAUACGGGACAUUAUUCAGGCAGAUCUCCCUAUAAAUGUGAUGCAUGCUUGCGGAUGGGGAACCUCUAUGAUAUUGAGGAAGAUCAGAUGCUGCAGGAUACAACGAACUUAUCACUUCCUGAAGAAAUAUAUGAACAUAGUUGGUCACAUAAUAAUGCUCUGCAAUAUCAUAAAAAAAACAAGUUGAGGAUUAGCAGGCAACAUUCUUUUGAUAAUAUUGCUGAUAAGUCCAGGGAAAUUGAUAUUGGAAGACCUUCUCGUAGUAUAAGCUUGAAAGAAAAAGAGAAGUUUCUACAAAGUAGUCCAUAUGCAAGCAUGUUUAGUGUUCCCUCAAGCAAACUGUUGAGCAACAAAGCCUCACUUUUAACUCAUGCUCUAGAGGACAGUAAGCGGAGCAAGUCCCUGUAUCCUGUUCACUCAGAAGAUAAUCCCUUUCUGCACUCGUAUCGUGACGACCAGCACUUAUCUCUUAGGCGAAAUCCACCUGAUCUUUAUAAAUAUUCAUUACCAUCCAAAGGAAGAAAUGAUAAUUAUUUAAGGUCAUCCAUAAAGUCUACAGCAUCAUACUGUUCGAGGGAUGGUCGGAUCCAUAAUGACAUGUACAUUUCAGAGCAUGUUUUGCCUUAUGUUGCAAAUAGGAAUAGCGUGUACUCAACUCCAAGGGUUUUAAAUUCCUGUAGCAAUAGGCGUGUGUAUAAGAAAAUGCCUAGCAUUGAAUCAGAUGUUUAAAUUUUCCAUGAACACUUUAUCUAUAGGGAAAAAUAGUUGCCACCAUCUUAGAGGGAGAAUAUUUCCUUUAACAGUAUCCUGCUAUAGUAAAUGAUAUGUAAACCUCUCCCUUUCUCAGUGUACUUUUGUACAUGAAUAGGUAAACUAGUAUGCUCUAGAGCAUCCUUUUGAAAUAUGUCUUGUUGAAAAGGAGAAAAAAAAUAGCCAUUUAUGUAUACUUUAUAUAAAUGGCAAGCUGUACUGGAAUAGCCCCAAUAUAUGUUGGCAACUAUGCUGUUUUGUAUCUAAUUAUUUUACUAUUUCGGUUAUUCUAAUUUCUGUUGCUAAGUAUCAUUC